This is a messenger RNA of Daucus carota subsp. sativus, 2108 nucleotides long. Its product is annotated as serine/threonine-protein kinase PBL27. Gene Ontology annotation, molecular function: protein kinase activity; ATP binding. Gene Ontology annotation, biological process: protein phosphorylation. The record is from RefSeq and is a predicted model, not a curated record. Bases 349 to 1848 code for a protein of 499 amino acids. Lineage: Eukaryota; Viridiplantae; Streptophyta; Magnoliopsida; Apiales; Apiaceae. The transcript is spliced from 5 exons.
AAACAAAAGAUAUAAUUAGUCUUUCUUAUACAUUAUACAAUGAUAUAAAUACUAUCUUAGCUGUAUAAAACACAGAAUUAUACAAUUGUAUAAUUUUCUACUCAUAUAACUUUUUUUUUAUAGCAUUUGUUGAUUUGCUUUAGUGAUAAAACUUGGUGUUGAUCUUUGAAUUUGAGCUAGUUGGGAUCACCAAGAACUUGCCCAUGAUUGCAAUUUCAGAAAUUUGAGUUCUUGACAUUAAAAGUUUGGAUUUUUUGAGGAUUUGCAUACAAGUGAUUGUGUAUCUAUAGAUUAUAUAUACAGGCUUUUCUUGAAGGGUUUGAGUAUAUAGUGUUUUUUGAUUGUGAUAUGGGGUGUUUUCCAUGUUUUGGAUCAUCAGAAGAUGAUGGUAAAAAUGGAGAGCAAGAAGUGGUAAAAAAAGACUCUUUUAAGGAAGGUUCUGCACCUCAGUCUUAUCACAUGACUAGAGUUGGUUCAGACAAUACUAAAUCUCGAGGUGGUUUUGAUCCCAAGAAGGAACUACCCCUACCGAAAGAUGUACCAACACCCCAUAUUGCUGCACAGACAUUUACAUUCAGAGAGCUUGCAGCUGCAACAAAGAAUUUCAUGCCAGAAUGUUUACUUGGUGAAGGUGGGUUUGGUCAUGUUUAUAAGGGACGCCUUGAAAGUACUGGACAGGUAGUUGCUGUAAAACAGCUUGAUCGGAAUGGCCUUCAAGGAAAUAGAGAAUUUCUAGUGGAGGUUCUAAUGCUCAGCCUUUUACAUCAUCCGAAUCUUGUCAACUUAAUAGGUUAUUGUGCUGAUGGGGAUCAACGCCUCCUUGUUUAUGAAUUUAUGCCAUUGGGAUCACUAGAGGAUCAUUUACAUGAUCUUCCGCCAAACAAAGAGCCUCUGGACUGGAAUACAAGGAUGAAGAUUGCAGCUGGUGCUGCAAAGGGAUUGGAGUAUUUGCAUGACAAAGCAAACCCUCCUGUAAUAUACAGAGAUUUAAAGUCGUCCAACAUACUUCUUGGUGAAGGCUAUCACCCGAAGUUGUCUGACUUUGGAUUGGCAAAACUGGGUCCUGUUGGUGAUAAAACUCACGUCUCCACACGGGUUAUGGGGACCUAUGGUUAUUGUGCUCCUGAAUAUGCUAUGACUGGUCAAUUGACACUGAAAUCUGAUGUUUACAGUUUUGGAGUUGUCUUCUUAGAACUUAUAACAGGACGAAAAGCUAUCGACAAUGCCAGGACUCAUGGAGAGCAUAACCUUGUAGCAUGGGCAAGACCGCUUUUUAAGGAUCGCAGGAAGUUUCCCAAGAUGGCUGACCCAUUAUUGCAAGGUCGUUAUCCAAUGCGAGGACUCUAUCAGGCUCUUGCUGUUGCAGCAAUGUGUUUGCAAGAGCAAGCUGCCACAAGACCUCUUAUUGGGGAUGUAGUAACUGCUUUAACUUAUUUAGCGUCCCAAGCUUAUGACCCAAAUGCGUCUGUGUCUCAAAGCAGCAGAGUUGGUUCAUCUACUCCAAGGAGCAGGGAUCGACGGAGCACCCAUGAUGCUGUAGAUAGUCCAGGUCAUAACGGUUCCCCUACUACACACAAGAACUCACCUGAUUUCAGAAAGAGAGACCUGAUGACAAAUUCCCGAAACGGUGAAACCAGUGGUGGGUCUGGGAGGAGAUGGGCUGUAGAUGACUUAGAGUACACCGAAUCCCAAAGAGAUAGCCCUGUUAGUGCAGGAAGAACUAGAGAACCAAGGAAUCGAGAUUUAGAUAGAGAACGUGCAGUAGCAGAGGCAAAAGUUUGGGGUGAGAAUCUGAGAGAAAAAAAGCAGGGUGGCGCAAUGGAUAGCUUUGAUGCUACAAAUGAGUGACUUUGUAUAGCCUGUUUCGCAGGGUUAUCAUUCAGAUAGAAGAUUGCCAUUACUCCUAUAGAGUACAUUGUGCCAGCUUGGCUUGAAUGUGGUAAAGAAAAGAAAACACAGCUAAAGACAGACCUUACCUGGAGGAAGGUUAUUUUGUAAUUUAUGGUCAUUUUAACCUCAUUGCAUAAUGUGGUGUAACAUCGUAAACUUAUAUGUAAUUAGGGUCUUGGUAGAAUUGAUGCUAUGAAAUGAGAAUGUUGAUUUUUUGA